UUGCUGGACAGCUUCGAGAGAAUGGGAUCAUUACUUUGUUUACUCUCCCUUUUAUAUGUGAGGGGUGAGACCGCUGAGAAUAGUGAUUAUUUCCACGCCAUGUUUACCGCUGGAAUGAAGGAGUCGAACCAGGAAGUGAUCGAACUGAAAGAUGAAAGCAUUUCACCUCAUGCUUUGAAGAUUGUAAUGGACUCCAUCUACACUGGAGAUCUUCGUGUCAACGAGGAAAACGUGUUUGAAGUUCUCGCCGCCGCUGAUCAUCUUCAAGUGAAAAGCGUUAUUAAGCUGUGCUGUGAUUUCUUGCUGAUCCAGUGUAUUCAGCUUCGGUUCGAUGUCGAAACAUACUGCCGCGUUUGGACAAUUGCCGAUAGACACGGUCUGAAAGAUCUGCAAGAGGCCGCGGAGCACGAAAUAGCAUCGAAAUUCAAGGAUGUUUGUGAAAGCGAAGAAUUCCAGACGCAUAUUGGCGCAGACCAAUUAUUCAGCCUCCUCAGUCGAGAUGACCUCAAUGCAUCUUCGGAGACGUUUGUCUUCAAAUCAGUGAUGCAGUGGAUUAAACACAAGAAGGAAGAGAGGAUGGCAGUUGCAGCCAAAGUUAUCGGAGCUGUUCGUCUGGGCCUGGUGGAUACCAAGGUUUUGAUUGAAGAACUGGAUACAGAGGAAAUGCAACGAGAUUCAGAGAUUGCCAUGCAGUUGCUUCAAGUGUUAGUCUAUAACAACAGUCCUUCGCACAAUUUUGCCGUAGAGAAAGUAAAACCACGAUCGAUGAAGCUGGUUCUUGUUGCCAUUCUCCCUCAGGCUCAGAUGCAGUACUUUGAUGAUGAAGCCAAAAGUUGGAAACCUUUGCCAUUCAUGGCACAAUUAACUGAGGCAACAAAUUGUUCUUGCGCAGAGUACGUUGGCAAUUACUUGUAUGUAGCUGGAAAGAAGGCAAAUGAUUUUGUCAACUAUCGAUAUGACACAGUUAGCAACUCGUGGGAAACACUCUCCCCAAUUCUAAGCCAUAGUGACUUCUGUAACAGGCAGAUUGACUCUCUGUGUUUUCUUGAUGACUUUUUAUAUGCAAUUAGUGGUGCAUCAACCUGUGUACCUUUUAAGUAUAGCCCAGCUAAGAAUAAUUGGCAAGGUGGGGCUAGUUUAGGUUUCGUUAAGAAACAGUUUGAUGAUCCAAAUACCCAGUUGACUAAUGCAUCAGCAACAGUUUGGAAGUCACAUAUAUAUGUGCUUCACGGUCUUAAAACUGCUGUUGGAUUUGGUGGGCUCCCAGCUGCCCCAUUUGCCCCAUCUACCCCUGGUUCAUUGCGUAGGGUCAAACGUCCCGCAUCUGCAGUUACUGGCGGGCUUGGGUCCACUAACUCAUCUGCAGUUUGUAGCGUUGGUUCAGUCCUUGAGGUGGGGUCUGCCACAUCUACAACUGCAUUUGGGAACAUGUUUUCCCAAUCUACCAGUGCUUCAUUGUGUAGGGCCACAUCUAGAGCUUCCCCAUCUACAUUUCCUACCGGUGGUUCAUUGGUUUCGGUGGAGUCUGCCCAACCUACAGUUUCUAGCAGUGCUUCAUUGUUUUGGACGGCGCCUACCCCACCUGCAGUUUGCACCACAGGUUCAGACCUUGAGGUGGCAUGUGCCACAUCUGCAGUUGCUAUCGAGGCUUCAUUGCCUGAAGUAGGGUCUACCUCAUUGGCAUUUGCAAGUUCUAAUACUUCUCAGGUCUGGCUGGAUAAGGCAGCUGUAUUGCACUGCUUCAACCCAAAAACGAACAAAUGGAAGCAACAGUCCUCAACCUGCCGUCCUCACCAUGACUCCUGCCUUUUUGUGGUUAAUAACAGGCUUUAUGUCGCUGGGGGUUCUGGAUCUUCCCUGUAUCCUUCAGCUUCUGUUGAAGUGUAUGACGAGGAAAACAACAUUUGGUCUGUUGUUGAACAGAAACAUAUUCCCCCAAACAACCUUGGUGCAGUGGAAAUAGAAAGGAGGGUGUAUUUUAUGGUCAAUAAAUUUCCUGUUGAUGUUGGCAUUAGAAUUCCACCUGGAGAGGUGUACCAGAUCUGUUUGAAUGACUGGAAAAAUUUAGCACAAAUUAAUAAAGAUGCAGUCUUGUGUUAUAUGCCAGUGAAGACAGACAGCUUGAAUACAGACUAAGAUAGAGGUCAAAUGGACAUAUAUACUUUCCUUGUGUAUGACACUUUGCCUUUUUUUUCAAAGUGUUUGCAUUUUGAAGAUUGACCGUUUCUGAAUUAAUGGUAAAGGUUAACAUGAUCUGCCAAAUUGCUGUGAGCUGCAAUGUGCCAUUGCAAUAAUAUACAUAAAACGAGAAUCGAGGUUUUAGUUUGUAAUUUUGUAGUUUUGUGAAAAAGCUGGAAUUGGGUAAAACGUUUAACAACCUUACCACCAUUUUCAUUUGAACAUCUUUCUUUCAAGAGGGUAACGAAAAAUAGAUAGUAGCCUUUCAUAAAGACUUUGGUUAUCCCAUCAAGGUUUAAUUUUUAGAAAUAGUAGUUUAUUUGUAUUAUAUACUCUCUUCGUAGAGUAAAUUUUAAAUUAAGAACGUUUAAUUUUUUUGUGAUGAAGGGUUGCAUAGCUAUGCUUAAGUUAACUAAUCUAGUUUAGCAUUUGCUAGCUUGUGCCAUAGAUACUAAUAAAAUGCAGUAAUUUGGUGAAUAGAAUUGUUAUCUUAAAAAUCUAGAGGUGUCUUUCAUCUUUCGUGGAUUUUCAGAGAAUAUUAGUUUGUGAACAGAGAUGACAAAUACCCCAGGGGAAGCCGAGCAUUAGGAAGUUAGACUAGGUGAUUUCAGCGUCAUGAAAAUCGCCCGUACUAGUAACUGAACGUGGAUAUGUGAAUUUGACAGACAGUUUACAAUAUACAGGUAUAGCUUUGUUCUUUCAUUGGGAAUAGUGUUUCCACUUAACUGCAGUUGAUUAUUCUUGUAACAGCAAAUGUAUAGAAUAAAUUAAAUACUAGUAGUAAUCAGA
Molecule: messenger RNA, 2967 nt
Organism: Orbicella faveolata
Lineage: Eukaryota; Metazoa; Cnidaria; Anthozoa; Scleractinia; Merulinidae
Product: kelch-like protein 26
Molecular function (GO): protein binding
Source: RefSeq, a predicted model, not a curated record